Talaromyces proteolyticus is the source of this 910-nucleotide messenger RNA. RefSeq names its product protein cgi121. NCBI's taxonomy places the organism in Eukaryota, Fungi, Ascomycota, Eurotiomycetes, Eurotiales, Trichocomaceae. The coding region runs from base 79 to 669 and encodes 196 amino acids. Gene Ontology annotation, cellular component: EKC/KEOPS complex; nucleus; cytosol. Gene Ontology annotation, biological process: tRNA threonylcarbamoyladenosine modification; telomere maintenance via recombination. The transcript is spliced from 3 exons. The record is from RefSeq and is a predicted model, not a curated record.
GUAUUAUUGGCUGCAGUAUCUUGAGGGCAGAUGCUAAGCGUAUUACAUUUAGAAUAAACCAGAUAACUGCAUAUCACGAUGUCGUUUUUGGAGACUGCCCAUUUAUCCCAUCUUCCACAGGACACCCCGGUCCAUGUGGCUCUCUACAAAGAUCUUAAAAACGCAAGUUAUCUGAAGGAACAACUUAUAUCAGGAAACACAAAGUUUCAGUAUGCUUUUCUAGAUGCAAGCACGAUCUUGUCGCGUCAACAUGUCUUUGCGGCAGUUUUCAGGGCUGUGAAUGACUACUUGAAUGGUCGACUGAGGUCUCAUAAUGUCCACUCCGAAAUAGUUGUCUCUCUCAGUCCUACGAAUAAUAUAUCCGAAUCGUUUCGCAGGUUCGGCAUAACCGAUGCUACCAAAGACUUGCUUGUAAUCAAAGUCUCGGUGACGCCGGAAAUCACACAUGGGUCGGUAGCUGAGCAUCUUACAAAGUCUGUGGAGGCUACCCCUGUCUCUUUUGAUGACGAGACUAUUUCCUCCAUGUCCGAUAUUUCUAGAAUCAGGAAGAUAUAUAAAAUCGCGCAAUCUUCAUCAAAGUCUGGCGAUGAUGCUGCCGUGAACGGACAUGUCGUUCGGGAGCUGGAGGUUUCUAUCAUUGGUGCAAUAGCGCUGCGAGGAGCGACAUGAUCGAUUUAUGAGGGUUGUGAAUAUAAAUUAGUGACCAGCUUCCUUCUCGACAAAUGUAGUAUUUGGGAAAUAUCAUUUACUUCGUGCUGCAGAAGGUCGAAAUACCUAAAUAAUGAAAAUAAGGGAGGCCAUGUUCUCCUCCAUAAUAAUUGUAACUAUUAAUAUUCAACUGUACAUAUGUAGGCUAUGAGUAACAAAUAAGUUCGAUAACAGAGCGCCACAAUCAAAAUAUAGUUGUCAC